Aspergillus japonicus CBS 114.51 is the source of this 4381-nucleotide messenger RNA. RefSeq lists its product as uncharacterized. The transcript is spliced from 7 exons. Lineage: Eukaryota; Fungi; Ascomycota; Eurotiomycetes; Eurotiales; Aspergillaceae. The record is from RefSeq and is a predicted model, not a curated record. Bases 1 to 4209 code for a protein of 1402 amino acids. Gene Ontology annotation, cellular component: membrane.
AUGCACUUCCAUCACAAAGACCAGGAGCAGGAAGACUGGGUCAUACAGCCUGCAGCCCCUAGCAUGAUUCAGGACCAUAGGGAGUCUUCACGCCGCCCUCAGACUCUGGACGCCGGUCGCGGGCAAAUCCCUCAGUACGACCCCUCAACCUUCUCACCGUAUGAGGCGAGUUUGAGGAACGCACGCUCCGGCGUGAUACCGGUAAAGAAGGAUGUUCUAUGUGGCCCAUUGCUGGAUUAUCGAUACAUGGAGGGCGAUCGCUGGAUGGGGAGCGUGUUGAUAGUCCCCGAGGAGACAGCGAGCGACUACACCCCACAGAUUGAUCCUUUUAUCCAUGUUCCAGGAACCUUGCUGUACUCAGACAUGAGCAAAAGCUUCUGGAGGUUUGACAUCGAGUUGAGAAUGGGAGAUACUGACUGCUACUGGGAGUACACCGUCGCCAAUGUGUAUUUCCUGCACCGGGAGAGAGGUUUGACUCACUCGAUUGGUGGUGGCAACCAGAUCUAUAACGCCGGAAUCUACACUUCAGGCCCUCUCAAGGAAUGGACCGAGAUGCCGGAUCACAAGGACAAACUGAAGCAUCAGUGCAAUGAGAAGCUCCGCUUCGAAUGUGAUACUUGGUACUCGGAGAACUAUACUCGCUGGUAUAAUACAGAGCCUUUCGCAUCAGCUCUGUGUCAGAUUCCCUCGUUGAAUAUAUGGGACGACCAUGAUAUUAUCGAUGGCUACGGCUCUUAUGCGAAAGCGACCAUGGAGUGUUCUGGCUGGCUGCCACACACCUUGCGCAGGCCAUAUCUAAUUACUCUCUCGACUGUCCUGCUAUUGAUUGCCAUUGCCGUUGAGAUCCUCCGUCAAUAUUCAACUCGCCACAAUGGCAUCGUUCAAUACAAACAGAGGGAAGACCUUUCUUCGUCCAAGUGGCGGGCUUGGGCAGACACCCCCACCAUUGUCGGCCUGGUCGCCGUAGUCCUCUGGGAAGUCUUUGCUCACGACCUUCUGCGCUUGGAACCGUACUUUCAGCUGGCUGAUCCCAAAGGUGCCCCCGCCAGUGCUCUCUUUACCAAUUACAGCUUCGAUCCUGGGAUUCUUGCCGUAAUUCGCGCCGCUCGAAACCGACAUUGGAUUGUGCUAUGUGUCUCUCUGAUGUCUUUGGCAAUACACCUCCUGGUGGCCUCAUUGCUCUCGGGUCUCUUUGUCCUGACAUCUUUUGAUGUGAUGGAGACCACAACUCUAGAUAGCUGGCCACACCUGGUUGGUCUGGAAACCCAGGACAAUUGGUUCGCACUGGAAGCCGCCCACGAGACCUGUUCACAGAGCUCUCGGGGCAACGAUCCCGCACUAGACAAUACCGUGGCAUAUGCCGUGGCUCCAGUAUCACUUCAACCGGAUUAUAAUGCGGACUUUUUCACCCUAAGCAUGAAUCUGUCCGUGUAUUGGUCCGACACAACCACAACGUGCGUCAAUGCGACUGUGAUUGGAGCAGUACCGGAUACAGUGAAUCUUUCUACAGCCGGGGAUUCGAUGAAUGAUCAUGGUCUGGUGUGGAACUUUUCGAACGUUACGCUACCAGGCAUGUCGACAGCCACUCCCUGUGAGAUCAGUAUCGCACUCAACACCUCUGCUCCGCUCGGGGACGGGAGAUUUCAAGCACGCUACUGGGAACCCGUUCAGUCCGACCUUGCAGCUGUGUCUCGACCGGCCUUCAACGUCACCGGCUGUCCCUCCACCGGCCUGCUCGGUAUGAUCAUUGACAUGGACAGCACAGUGCGGACACCGUUGAGCUCGAAUGUCACAUUCUUUGCGUGCCAGUCACUCUAUAAGCAGGCGAUCGCUGAUGUCUCUUAUACGGGUACCUCUUACCCCACUACUGUCCAACCAAUACUCUCCAGCAUAACAGACUUGAGUGAGACGGAUUUCAGUGUGCAGGGGUUCCAGAGCCUGAUGUUCUCGGAGCAUACCCGCACAAGCGACUCAUGGAACGAAAGCAUCAGUGUUGUUGGAGAUACGGAGGCCUUGAAUCCGACUCAAUAUCUGGAGGCAAUAGGCCGUACAUGGAACAGCGGAUUCAAAAACGCCAGUGAUAGACUCUUCGACCAACAGGCAGAGGCCGUGCGAAUCGAUGCUAUCCUUUCGACGUACUCAGUGGCCAUCGCGGUGGUACCUCGCGUGGCUGCCCUUGUCGAAGCCAUUAUGUUUUCAAGCUUUGCCCUAGUUCUUGCUCUGAGUUUCAUAUACCCACGUCGGCUUAACCUCCUUGAUCGGGAUCCCAGCUCUAUAGCCGCGCAAUGCAAUUGGAUUGCCCGCCUGAUUGAUCCCGACACGCUCUGUGUCUUGUCCCAACCGACCUAUCAUGUCGCACGGACCCGACAACUUCGCAAAUGGGCCAAGGGGCUCUGGUGUAGGUGGACCGUAGGGUCCGACAGUCGACGCCUUGAACUAUCUCUCAUGGAUGGGUCUCCUGCCAAGAUGGGUCCGCCGCCAGCUGCAUCCAAACGCGGCGAUCCAAUGCCGCACUUCCUAACUCUUCCAUGGUUUGUGACGGAGUGCGUUCUUCUUAUGGGCGCUGUCACCGCAACCGGCUUAACAUAUUCAUGGAUUCGAGUCCGCGUGUUGGACACCAUGAACUCCACCGAAUUCAUGUUCGCAGCGGCUUUCUUAGUCUAUGGCCCGACCAUGCUUGCGUCAGUUGUACGCUCGCUCAUCAACUCCCUGCAUCGCCAUCUAAGCGUCGCCGAAUCCUGGAUUCGACUACGGCAAGGAAUGAUGCCCUCAAGGGCGUUAUCCGCGCCAGCGUACGGUCCUCUCAAGACCCUCUUUGUGUUGCGGCGAUCGGGGCCACGGCCCUCCCUCUCUACGUUCGGCCUGUCAUUAGUCUGCGUGCUCAAUCUGAUUCUUGUCGUUGUUACUGGGGGUCUAUUCGAACCGCAGAUCAAUUCUUAUCUCGCUUCCUCCAGUCUCACCACCUCAUACAUCGAGUCAAGCUUUGUCGGCCAGGCUCUGCCCCCGGACUUUCACAGUUUCGACCGCAGUGUAUACCUCCUGUCCAUGAAUCACUCGCGCCUACCGUGGACCACGAAAGAUCUCUCAUUCCAGCCGUUUGUAAUGGACAUGGAUGAGAGUGCCGUCGGCGUGGUUUUCAAUGCUGCAAUCCGCGGAAUUGGUACCUCUCUGUCAUGCGAAGAAGUGCCGUUGAACUAUGAGACUAUCGACGAUGACACUAGGACGGUGAACUGGACCUACCCCCUUUUGUCGGAUACUCAGACCACUCAAUGCAACGUCCAGCUCCCUCUUGUUGCUAACGACACCACGCGACCAGCGAUCCAGUAUACGUGGCCCAACAACUCCGACUGCCAGAGAGGAGGGUUCUUCGUCUCCGCUACCAGUCUACCCAACGACAACCAUACGACGACAGCGCUGCACUGUACUUCUCAGCUCCACACCCAAUUCUUUGAGGUUCAAGUCGACCCCAGUGGCCAUAUUCUGCAACACUCCGCUGUCCCUCAUACGGUCCCGCUCACCACCGGGUUCUUCUAUGCCAACCUCACCGCCGCUCUUGGCCUCUUCAAUCAGAAUCUCGGCUCUUUUGUCCACAAUAUCUCAACCCAGCCGCUCCCGUACUACCUCUCCUCCUUCCCCAACCAUCAGACCACCCAGCUCUACCAAACCACGCAACAAACAGACGCCACUAACACCACCCAAGCCCUCAUUUCCGCCGUUCAAACCUUAUACCAAUCCACCUUUGCAACCUAUCUCACCGUAAACCGGGACCUCAUCUUCCCCCGCGGCCCGAUGGUGGAAAUCCCGGGAGUGGCCACCUACACCUUCUGGGGCUUCAUGCCCUCGAGCACAACCAUCGUCAUCAUCAUCGUGAUCUUAUCAAUCGAUGUCGUCGCGCUGGUGGCCGUGUUCGCUUGUUACUUUGGGCGGUACAAUGCGCCCCGGAUCCCGAAGGCGAUUGGCUCGUUAAUUCCCUGGGUAGGCGGGCCGGAGGGGGUGAAGCGGCUGGCGGAUAUGGCGGAAAACGGAGAUGAGGAUCGGCGGUAUCAUUUCUGGUCUCAGAUGGAUGCGGAUGGGCAGGUGGUGUGGGUUUUGGGAGAGGUGGAUCGUGAGGCAGAGGCGGGGUUGGAGGGGGAUGCGGUCGAGUUGGCAAGUGUUGGGAGGAGGGAUUCCGGGGAUUCGCGUCUGCGUUCUGAUUCUUCUGGGGUUUGAGCUGGGUCCUUUGUCGGUUAUAGCUGCUGCUGAUGGAUCGACGCGACGGAAGUCCUUUUCAAUCGAUGAAUGAGCCUGCCUUCUUGUUUUACUGUUGUGCGUGCACAAUAUGUAUAUUCUCCACUAUGCCAGGUGCCACGAGGGUCAAAUACAGUUCAUUGAAAGUUCGUCU